Molecule: messenger RNA, 672 nt
Organism: Chelonoidis abingdonii (Abingdon island giant tortoise)
Lineage: Eukaryota; Metazoa; Chordata; Testudines; Testudinidae
Product: guanylyl cyclase-activating protein 1-like
Molecular function (GO): calcium ion binding
Source: RefSeq, a predicted model, not a curated record
AUGGGGAACAGUGGUAGUUCCACAGUAGAUGAUCUGCAAGCUGUUGAGAUCCACCAUUGGUACAAAAAGUUUAUGACCGAGUGUCCAUCAGGACAGCUGACUGAGCAUGAAUUUAAACAGUUCUUUGGGCUUCGGGGGCUGGAUCCUGCGGCCAGUGAGUACAUUGAACAGAUGUUCCGCACUUUUGAUAUGAACAAGGAUGGGUAUAUCGAUUUCAUGGAGUAUGUGGCUGCACUUAGCCUAGUUCUCCGGGGAAAGAUGGAACAGAAAUUACGUUGGUACUUCAAGCUCUAUGAUGUGGAUGGCAAUGGCUGCAUUGACCGACAUGAACUGCUCAACAUCAUCAAGGCUAUUCGUGCUAUUAAUGGCUGUGACCAUGAAACUAGUGCGGAGGAGUUCACCAACCGAGUCUUCAAUAAGAUUGAUGUCAAUGGCGAUGGUGAGCUUUCACUGGAUGAGUUUGUGGAAGGAGCCAGAAAAGAUGAGGAGUUCAUGGAGGUGAUGAUGAAGAGCUUGGACUUGUCACACAUUGUGACCAUGAUCAACAACCGGCGGCACAGUGUCUAGAGCCAUCUGGGAGAGAGAAGGGUGUGUGUGAAAGAGAGACUAUGGAUGGGUGUGCAACUAGGUAAAGAAGGUGGGCAUGAGAAUAAAACAGAUAUGAUAUGUGGA